Molecule: messenger RNA, 2348 nt
Organism: Nicotiana tabacum (common tobacco)
Lineage: Eukaryota; Viridiplantae; Streptophyta; Magnoliopsida; Solanales; Solanaceae
Product: ribosome biogenesis regulatory protein homolog
Biological process (GO): ribosome biogenesis
Cellular component (GO): nucleus
Molecular function (GO): protein binding
Source: RefSeq, a predicted model, not a curated record
AAACAGAAUGUUGAAAGUAUAGAAUUAGAGAAGUGAUAGUUAUAACAGUAGUGUAUGUAUAUGUAUAUGUGUGUGUAUAUAUAUAUAUAUAUAUUGUAGCACAUGUGAUUUGACAAAGUAGAUUUGCUCUCUUCUUGCUAUAUAUAAAGGUCAUAUAUGAAGGAAACAAUCACAAUAGCUUUCUUUUGAUCUUUCCUGUCUUUCUAUUCUUUGCCCUUUCAAGAAACUUUACAUAGAAAUCAUGCAUCAAAAUAUGAUUGAAACUUCUUCAAUUUACAGAUAACUAGAAACAUAUAAGAUUGAUAGAGAUAGUUAGAUGGGCAUUGCAUGAAAUAGAGAAAUAAAUACCGCAAGAACAGUGUUGCAGAAGAUGCAUCGGACAUAACAAAGAUGUUCAGAAGAUUGAACCAAAUCCAUGGAGUUUCUAAACCUCCAACAAAAUGGGAAGUGUUCGCGAAGAAGAAAGGUAUACAAAAGCGUAAGAAAGACAAGGUUGUUUUUGAUGAACAAACUGGUUCAUGGAAGCGCAGACAUGGCUAUGAUCGUGUAAAUGAUGACAAAGAUGUGCCAAUUAUUGAAGCCAAGGAAACUGAUGAGCCCGUUCAAGAUCCUUUUGCUAAGAGACAAGAAGAAAAGAAGAAGAGAGUAGAAAAACAAGAGAAAAAUCGAUUAAGUAACUUGAAGGAAGCUGCAAAAGCUGCUGCCUUGCCAAGUCAUAUUCAGCUUGCUGCCACGACACAGCCUAUAAUAGGAACACAAGCUGCACCGAGGAAAAUUAGCAAGGAUGAACUCGGCAAUGUUGCUGGAAUGGCCGCAAAUGCAACAACUAGUGGUGGAAAAUUAGACAAACAGAAUGUUGAAAAUUUAAUAAUAGCUAGCUAGAUUCUAUUCUUCUACAGCUCUUGAAUUUUCGAAAAAAAUACACUUGUCAAGCAACCCAAUAUUGGACAAAUCUUCAUCUCUUUCUUGAUCAUAAUCAAUGGAGAUAUCAAAUCCAAAGAAACACAAGUUCAGAAGAAAUAACAAAAGAUGCAAACCACCAGUUAUUAUCCACACACAGUUCGGAAGAAAAAAUCAGUUAAUAUCAGAAAGUCACAAGUUCAGUGCCAACAUAAGUAUAGCAGAUUAACCACCAGGCAAACCUCUAAUUACAAGAAUGCCAGAAAUCGUUCGAGUCAGUUGCACAUGGUAAUAAGAAACUACAUGUACUGAGAUUUGUCUUAAAACUCUUAUACUUAAGCAAAUAGAACCAAAAUCGAUGUCAGUUGCAUAAUAGGAAUAUGACCAAAGAUGCAAAACAUGAAAGUGCAUAAUGAGAGAUCGUCUGGCAUCUGGACCACUAAUCUAGGACUGCAUUGAGAAGUAGAGAACUGGUAUUCAAGGCUUUCAAGCGUCCUUGUCUACCUUCUCAGCAAAUCAAAGCUUAUAAAGCCAUAUGUGACAGCAUAAUUAGUUAAACUAAAAUGUAUAUUUAGAUAAAAGUUUAUAUUAUACAAAGGCCAAAUAUAGAGACACAUGAUUUUAUUGUAAAGCAAAGUAAUAAUAUUACGGUGAAAAUUAAUUGCCUAGAACUUUGCGCUUCCUUCCUCCUCCUAUUCUAAACAAAAGAGUUAAAUUAUUUUUGUUUUCCUUCAUGUAUCAUUAAAAAAUUUACGAGCAACAAAAUUAAGUGAACAAGGUUCUACAUCAUUCGACAUGCAUCUAUUUUGGUGUACCCUAAGCCGAGGUCACAAAGAAUUUUCUUUGCUUCAUAGAAAGAAUUAGGCACAAAUGACCCCUCGGGAAGAACUUCUUUGAAGAAGCUCAAUAAUGCAUCUAUCGAUUUGUUGCUCCAAUGGCUAAGACACUUCAAGUGAAGUAGUUUAACAACAAAAGACAACUUCGAAACUUUUUUACAACCAGGAUAAAGUUCUAUCUCAGCAUCUUCUAACAAUUUGUAGAACUUUGUUGCAUGUACAUUUGGCUCUUCAUUGUCCUCUGAAUUAUUAUUAUUAUCCUCCACAUUCGUAUAUCCACAAGCAUCGUGAAUCAUUUUAGUAAUAUUAUCCUCUUCAAUGCUAUCAUCUUCCGCUUCAUCACUAACUGCAGUAUUAGAAGUUUCAACUCUAACUAACACUUCUCCAUGCAAGUCUCACACUUUAUAAGAAUCCCAAAAACCCUUCUUCAAUAAAUCUCCUCUUACACCAACCCUUAGCUUGAACACGGUAUUCAUACACCCUUUACAAGGACACCGAAUCAUAGAGUUCACCGUUAGUUGACUGAAUGCCCAAUUAAGAAAGUUGUCUACUCCAUCUCUAUAUCUUUGGUCGACUCUAUUCAUAAUAUUCAACCAACUUUUAUCCAUCAUA